UCAUGGAUAGAGAAUACGAGCGAUGCCAGAACUAGGUUAGGUAACGUGCGACGAAUUUCAUAGCAAUAGCUAUUGUUGAGUCCAACAUGGCUGCUCUGAGGAAUGGUUUGUUGACAUGUUCGAAUUUUCUUUCAAGUAGCACAAAAUUUGCAGCAUGCGAGUUGCAGCAAAUACGUAACAAAUAUGUUGGUCGGUGGAUGAUUCGUGAUAUUAAACGAAGAAACAUGGCAAAACAAUAUGCCGAAGAACGACUGCGACUUCUAGCUAUAAAAAGAAAUACUAUUUUGCCAGCGGAAAUUCGAGAAGAAGUUAAUCAACAAUUUGAUAAGAUAAUUCCACGUCAGACAGCUUUAAGACAAUUAACAUCACGGUGUAUACUAACUUCUCGUGGACACGGUGUCGUGCCAAGGUGGAGAUUAUCAAGAAUUAUGUUCAGGGAGUUGGCCGAUUAUAACAAGUUGUCUGGUGUACAACGUGCAAUUUGGUAGAGAUUAUAUGUACAAUGGUGUUUCGGUUCUUUUGUCGAAAAAAUGUGAAAUAAAUACAACAUAAUUGAUGUAUCAGCUUGUAAAGAAGUAUAAGAAUGUUUUCUUAUUUUAUUACGUUUAUUAUUUACCAUUAUCGAUUAUCGAUUAUUUAUGUUUCGUU
Messenger RNA from Bombus pascuorum, 648 nucleotides. RefSeq names its product small ribosomal subunit protein uS14m (gene mRpS14). Gene Ontology annotation, molecular function: structural constituent of ribosome. The transcript has 3 exons. The record is from RefSeq and is a predicted model, not a curated record. Lineage: Eukaryota; Metazoa; Arthropoda; Insecta; Hymenoptera; Apidae. Gene Ontology annotation, biological process: translation. Bases 87 to 488 code for a protein of 133 amino acids. Gene Ontology annotation, cellular component: ribosome; mitochondrial small ribosomal subunit.